This is a messenger RNA of Trichoderma asperellum CBS 433.97, 2400 nucleotides long. RefSeq lists its product as uncharacterized. Gene Ontology annotation, biological process: cysteinyl-tRNA aminoacylation. Gene Ontology annotation, molecular function: cysteine-tRNA ligase activity; ATP binding. The record is from RefSeq and is a predicted model, not a curated record. Gene Ontology annotation, cellular component: cytoplasm. NCBI's taxonomy places the organism in Eukaryota, Fungi, Ascomycota, Sordariomycetes, Hypocreales, Hypocreaceae.
AUGGAUUCUCUUAAGCUUCAUAAUUCGCUGAAGCCCGGUGCGCCGGUGCCCUUUGUUCCAAUCAAGAAAGGAGAGGUGUCCUGGUACGUCUGCGGUCCGACUGUGUACGACAAGAGCCAUCUGGGACACGCGCGCAACUAUGUGUCUACAGAUAUUAUUCGGCGCAUCCUGAUGCAUUACUUUGGCUUCAAGCUUAACUUUGUCAUGAACAUUACAGACAUUGACGACAAGAUCAUCAUCAAGGCUCGACGACAGCGAUUGCUCGAGAUCGAAAAGAACAAGAGCUACUCCCAGGAAGAGCUCCUAAAGCUGACACGUACAGCUUUCAAAGCUUAUGCAGCUAGCAGCUUGCCAUUACUUUUGGAGAAUGGAAACGACUUGGACGAGACCACUUACACUGCUCAACGAGACGCAGCAUACGGCAAGGUCCUUGCUGGAGGCACUCUGACUGGAGAAGGAAAGCCAAGCGAUGCUGAAGCUAAGACCAAGAUGCACAUCAGCAACAUGGAUGCGGCGGCGAACGCUCUCAAGACCGGCUCGAUAUUCCCCGGAGCCGACGAGAUCUUCCUCCCUUAUCUCGACUCUCUCUACAAGGAAUCCGUUGACACAAGGGACCAGAGCAUGUUCACAGACUUGACAAAGAGCAUGGAGGAUUCAUUCAUGGCUGACAUGGAUGCGCUCAAUGUCCUCAGACCUGAUCAUAUUACACGAGUUACUGCAUACGUCCCGCAGAUUGCAAAAUUUGUGGAAACUAUUGUGGACAAGGGAUUUGCGUAUGAGUCCGAGGGAUCUGUUUAUUUCGAUAUUGCCGCUUUUGAAAAGGCCGGAAACUCUUAUGCGCGACUACGACCGGAAAGCAAAAACGACAAAGCUCUUCAAGAGGAGGGCGAGGGAUCUUUGUCGAAGAACCUGGGAGGCAAGAAGGGCGCUGGCGAUUUUGCUCUCUGGAAAAAGUCAAAGGCUGGAGAGCCAUUCUGGCCUAGCAAAUGGGGUGAUGGUAGACCAGGCUGGCACAUCGAGUGCUCAGUGAUGGCAUCUGAUAUUCUGGGUUCGCAGAUGGAUAUCCACUCUGGCGGUAUUGAUCUUGCUUUCCCUCAUCACGACAACGAGCUGGCACAGAGCGAGGCUUACUUCUGCGAACACGGCAAAGGCGAGCACACUUGGGUGAGGUACUUCCUUCACAUGGGUCAUCUCUCCAUUUCUGGUUCGAAAAUGUCCAAGUCUUUGAAAAACUUCCAGACCAUCCAGGACGCAUUGGCUACCAGCUAUACAUCGCGAAGCAUGCGUAUUGUGUUCCUGAUGGGCAAGUGGAAUGAUGGCGUUGAAAUCUCGCCAGAUAUGAGGGCUCAGGCUGACAACUGGGAGUCGACGAUCAGCAACUUUUUCACAAACACAAAGUCAUGGCUGGCCGAGGCAGGCAUCGAGAGCGGCGUAAAAGCUCUGAAUAUCAGCUCAGACAAGCCUGCUACCGGCCUCUUGGCCGAGCUUGAGCAGGCUAAGAAGGAGGUGGAGGCGGCGCUCACAAACUCGAUUGAUACCCCGCGAGCAAUGCUUGUCAUCCUGAAGCUGGUUAACACGACCAACAGCUACCUGAAAGACAACAAAGAUACAGAUCUCGCUGAAGUUGAGGCUAUUGCCCGCUGGAUCACAAAGCUGGUUGGCAUCUUUGGCCUUGAUACCAAUGCUCAACCCCCCUACGAAGGCCUUGGCUGGGCAUCUGUUAUUUCCGAGAACACAGAUCCUGAGACUGCCGUCAAGCCCUAUGCUGCAGUACUCGAGCAGGUCAAGUCAGACAUUGCGGCCCUCGCACUGUCCAAUGAGACCGUCUCAGCACUUCUUGCCAAAGAUCCUGCAUCUGAGUUCCAAGCUAUUGCUCAGGGAGGUUCUCGUGAUAUCGAGAGACUGUCGCUGCCUUACCUGAGAGUAGUAUCUCAAAUCCGUGAUGGGCUUCGUCGCACGGUCUCCACUUACGAUCCUCAAACCAAGAAAGCCAUUUUGCAAAUCACCGAUCGAAUCCGUGAUCAAGAUCUGACCAACCUUGGCGUUUACCUUGAUGACCGGCCCGAUAACCAGCCAUCUCUCAUCAAGUUUGUUCCUGCUGCAGAGCUUAUCGCGGCUCGAGAGGAGAAGAUUGCACGAGAAGCCGAGAAGGCAAGGAAGAAGGAGGAAGCAAGGCUUGCUAAGGAAAAGGCAGAUCAAGAGGCUAGAGAAAAGGCAAAGGUUCCACCUGAGGACUUAUUCAAAAACGACGAGCGCUACAGUGCCUGGGACGAGCAGGGCAUUCCUACCAAGCUUAAGGACGGAAGCGAUGUGCCCAAGAGCCAGCUUAAGAACCUUAAGAAGGCAUGGGAGAAGCAAAAGAAGAUUCAUGAAGAUUUGAAGGCCAAGGGUGGGCUCUGA